Messenger RNA from Bubalus bubalis (water buffalo), 2547 nucleotides. It is a transcript of the gene TPD52L3, whose product is annotated as TPD52 like 3. The record is from RefSeq and is a predicted model, not a curated record. Gene Ontology annotation, cellular component: cytoplasm. The transcript has a single exon. Lineage: Eukaryota; Metazoa; Chordata; Mammalia; Artiodactyla; Bovidae. The coding region runs from base 467 to 1198 and encodes 243 amino acids.
CUUUGAGACGGUGUUUAUUUAUUUCAUGUAUGAGGCUUAUAAAUCUGUUAGCACAAAAAAGUUCAACUGAUUUUCAGAGUUUUUAAAAUGGCUGCUCUGAUGGAAAGAGGUCCGUACACGGAGUCAGAUUUGGUUUGAAGGCCAGAACCAGUCACCUACUGAGGUAGGAGGGAAAACACCUCUCCCUGACAACUGCUGCAGUACCUACCUCACAGUGACGUUGUGAUGUCGAAACCACUAUGAAUACUGGAGGCGCAGGCACUGAGCCUAAGUUCCGCCCUCUGCCACCUUUAGGCCGGAAGUCCGACCUCCACAACCCCAACCCAGCCUACCCUACCCUCCAGCCACCCCCCCCUCCAGCCACCCCCCCAACCCUAGCCGGAAGUGGACCCUAUAAACCAAGGCAUCUACUCCACAGCCAGGACCUUCACUCACUGGCCAAGGCACCCGUUCUACCAGACAAGACAUGGAUCCUUCCUGCCUCGAGUCCCACCCCACCCUAGAGUCUGACCCCGAAGGCCUAGACUUCAACUCUGCUGGCCAAGACUGUUUCUCUUCUGGUCACGAGUUCGACUCUCUCUACCAAGAACUGGACCUGGACUCUCUUAAUGAAGAUGUUCUUUCUCAGUCUAUGCCAGACGCCUUGACAGAGACCUCUGCAGACCUUUGUGAAUCCCGCUUGACUGCCGAACCAGAGGAUCUCACUGAGGCAGAGCAAAAGCAGCUCAAAUGUGAGCUCGCUAAACUGGAGGCAGAAAUUGUAAUGCUACGCCAAGCGCUGGCAGCCAAAGAGAGACGCUGUGUGGAGCUCAAGAAGAAGCUGGCCCUUACGGCCUUCGUGGGGCUGACGCAGAAUCUGUCCAAGAGCUGGCACGACGUUCAGGUCUCCAACGCCUACAUGAAACAAAAGACGUCAGCUGCCCUGUCCACGAUGGGCUCUGCCAUCUGCAGGAAGCUUGGAGAUAUGAAGAAAUCAGUCACAUUCAGAUCCUUUGAAGGUCUUAUGGGGACAAUCAAGUCCAGAGUCACAGGUGGCAGAGAGCUUGGCCAUGACUGUCUUCCUUCUUCAGCGGGGAGUGGGGAUGAUCCACUCCCAGUUUCUGGGAGUAGGGAUGAACCGCUCCCGGUGUCAGGGAGUGGGAAUGAUCCAGUUCUGGCAAGUAGGGAUGACCUACUUCCCUUUCUGGAGCCAGAAUGAGCUCCUUGGUUAACUUGCCUGGCCACCUAACCAGUGCAAGAACUCCCUUCCAUGAUCCCAACUGCAACUCUGCCCAUCAAAAACAAGUAACCAAACCACAAUGGUAAAGUGAAUUUAGGAAAUGGAGAGAGUCCGGUUUUGAGAAAAGCAAUCCCCGUUUGUACAUAGAUAUUUGCUACUGUUGAGAUAAAAAUAUCCAAUGUUUUGUAACCAGUUAUUUUACACUGAAGUUUGUAGAUGAAAUGUAUCACUAUACUAGCCUUCCUGGGGUUGGAUUUAAAUGGACAGGAGUUUGGUUCCAGAGGGGUUUUAGGCCAAAGCCAAAACUUCUUUUUUGGAAAAACUAGUGUACAAAAAGGGCAAAAUAGGUUUCUGUUUAGAUCCAGGAACAAAGUACGAAAGAACUACAAGUUUCCUUCCUUCUUUCCCUAAUAUUAGAAAGAACCUUGAAAGCUCUGCCUGGCCUAUGAUUUUUAUUUUUUAAAGGUGAUAAAGAAAACUGUUGUUUUUCUCUGAGGCCCUCAGAAAGGGGGAAAAUAUUAAUAGACUAAUUGGUACAGGAUACUAUGACUUUUAUAAAAUGAUUUUUUUUAAACUGCUAAUUAAGCAAAGUAGCUUCAAUUUAGGGAUUGUCAACUACUUUGGACUCAAGCUGAAAUUGCAACUUUAUUCUGCUUUGUGCUUUGUUUAUAAUCUUUUUAUAUAUGAAAAUGAGGGCCUUAUAAUUUAAUCCUUGUGGCCAUGUGUGUCUGCCACAGCAGCAUGCUACCUAUAAAAAAAGAAUAUUGUUUCUUUGUUCUGCAGCAAUUCCUAGUUAUCAUUUUCAGUUGAGAGACUGAAGGGAAAAGAGCAUUGCCAAAUUCAAGAAAGGUAAACCCCUGUCUUAAGUGACAUUUAAGACAGACUCUUGCCCCUGAAAUUCUGGCCAUUAUACCUUUGAAUGGACCUAACCGAUUGUACAUCACUGGUCACUUUGACCCCAAGUUUGUACUUGUUUAUAAGCACUUGUUUGUACUAAUCCGAAAUGAGAAGGAGACAAAACCCAGCCCUCGGGAUAUCAAGAUAACAGGACCCUGUAGGACAUGGUUUGAGUUUAUUCGAACUUUCUCAUAUCUGAUUUUCAUAGGAGCUACUUCUUUUUUUUCCUUUCUAUUUUCAACUGUCAGGAUCUGGCAGCUUCUUUCAUUCCUCCAGUAACACUGCCUGGAUUAAAAGCUUGAGUUUUAUAUUGGCUUUUAGCAGGGGUCUAGAGUCUUUAUUUUCUUGGAUAUAUAUAUUGAUAACAUCUCAUUGCCUAAAGGUAGUCCCUACAACGUAAUAAAGUGAUCCUGUUUUGUUGAUUUUUGACU